Ailuropoda melanoleuca (giant panda) is the source of this 2775-nucleotide messenger RNA. RefSeq names its product RNA binding motif protein 18 (gene RBM18). Lineage: Eukaryota; Metazoa; Chordata; Mammalia; Carnivora; Ursidae. The record is from RefSeq and is a predicted model, not a curated record. Gene Ontology annotation, molecular function: RNA binding. The transcript is spliced from 8 exons. Bases 156 to 758 code for a protein of 200 amino acids.
CGGCGGCGCAGGCGUAGCGCGUCACCGACGGCCUGGAAGCAGGCGGCGUUGAGGCGGACGCGUUUGGAGGGUCGUCGGGCCGUGGAGUCGGGACCUGUUUCUGGGGCAUGAGCCGAGGGGACGACGCCGAGGCCACGAGUUUUUCAUAGAGAUUGAUGGAAGCAGAAACCAAAACUCUUCCUCUGGAGAACGCAUCCAUCCUUUCAGAGGGUUCCCUGCAGGAAGGGCACCGGUUAUGGAUUGGCAACCUGGACCCCAAGAUCACAGAGUAUCACCUCCUCAAGCUCCUCCAGAAGUUCGGCACGGUAAAGCAGUUCGACUUCCUCUUCCACAAGUCAGGUGCUUUGGAGGGGCAGCCUCGAGGGUACUGUUUCGUGAACUUCGAAACUAAGCAGGCUCCCGGUCUGAGGCGGCUGACCUACUUUUCUGACCAGAUGCUUUGGGGUGCCCACAUGAAGCACACGGACAUCCUCCUCCCUGGUCUGGAAGCUGAACAAGCCAUCCAGUGUCUCAAUGGCAAGCUGGCUCUGUCUAAGAAGCUGGUGGUGCGCUGGGCACACGCUCAAGUAAAGAGAUACGAUCAUAACAAGAAUGAUAAGAUCCUUCCUAUCAGUCUUGAGCCAUCCUCAAGCACUGAGCCCACUCAGUCUAACCUAAGAAUUCAUGCCCUCAAAAAAGACUGGAUGGACCUGCCACGUAGCAGCCAGGGUGCUGGGCCCUGGAGUACAAAGUGUCACUGCGAAGAUAAAAGCCAUUGAAGCCAAGCUGAAAAUGAUGGCAGAAAAUCCUGACGCAGAGUAUCCAGCAGCGCCUGUUUAUUCCUACUUUAAGCCUCCAGAUAAAAAAAGGACUACUCCUUAUUCUAGAACAGCUUGGAAAUCUCGAAGAUGAUGGUUAUGAAUUAUUGUAGCAGCAAAAGCAAAUUGGUCUCCACACUUGAAAUCUUCUGCCUUUGUACUUUGUCGAUGUGAAUGGUACUGCCCAACAGAGCACAGUCUCAUGUUAAUGUUUGGUAACUUAACAUUUUUGGAUGUUCUCAUGGAUGUUUCUUCCCUGAAGUGUGUGUGGAAUUGAGCAUCAUCCAGAAUAAAUAGGAUUGUAUCCAAACUUGUGAUUUGAACACUGGGAUGCUCCAGUUGGCUGGUUUGUUUGGAUUUGUAACUCCAGAAACGUUAUAUAGGAUGCCAGAGAGAAAGGCAAACAUAGAAAAUGUCAUUAUUUAAAUCAAGAAACUAAAUUUAUUAACGUCUGUCUUUCAAAAAAAAAAAAAACGAGAGCAUUUUUCUGUGCUCACAUGUCUUUACAACAUAAAGGAAAGUAAGAGGGAGGGAAGUGCAAGAUUUUGAAUCAUGUUGAGAACUAUUGUUCCGGAAUUUAUUAUAGAAAUCCCUCCAGCUGUACUAAAAAAAAAGUUCUUGGCAAAAGGGAGCUGAUUCUUUGAGCAAAUGUUGUGGUCAUCUGUUUAAGAAUUAUGGUUACUGUUUCAAAAUCCCAGUUAGGAAAACAUGGUGUAUAUCUUAAAAUUGUUUGCAGCAACAAAACUGUAGAUUCAAAUUUAGCAUUUUAUACCGCAACGGAAGUUCUCUUUGGAAAUCCAGCUUUUAUUCUAUAGUGAUAAUUUUUUAAAAAUCUAAAUAAUCCUGCCUUCUAUAAUACCAAAUGUUGUUAUUGACGUGGGACUUUUAAAAUUGCGCCUAUUGCAUGAGAUUGUUUUUUAUAGCAUGAGAAUGUUCUAUUUGGAAUUGUAUCAUGGUCAAUCUAAAUAGAAAAACAACAUUUCUUAGAAAACCUAAUCGUUGCUGUAUUGAGCUCUGUCAAGCAUACUAUUUAUUAAUAAUUACGUAGGGGGCUGUGUCGAAGAAAUUGAACUGUCUUGUGCAGGGUGAGGAGGGGACAUGCAGUGGACACAAAGUCAACGGAGCAGGCCCUACUCUGGCACUGAGAUUGUAAAAUGACCUCACGGCUUAUGUAGUUCUUAAAGGCUUGAAAGACUGCAUGACUUUAAAAUGAUUCUUCCUUCAUAGAACAUACUUCUGCCCAGAUAUGUUUUGCCACUUGGAAUAUCUUAAAUAUAAGAACAGAGAAAGAAAAAUAAAUCCGCAGAUGUGGGAGUGUGUUUCUGUCAGCAGUUCUGGUCCUUUUGGUGCCAGGUUGACAGCUGUUUCAUUGGGCAGCACCUUUGCUGCUUUACCAGGUCAAUCAUUUUGAGACCUAGGCGCCAUUCCUAGUGAUCACGGACAUCUUACCGUGAUCGUUCCCAGCAAGAGGAAGCUUUCACUUUAGAUUCAAGCCUUCGUAUGAGCACAAGUGAGUGUAAGACACUUGAACCAAAUCUUGAGCAUAGUGAGGUUUCAGAGUUCACAGAACCAGUUCAGAGAAAUUCUCAUCCCCUUUCUCUAGCUUAAUCUUUUUAGAUAUCUUUAGAUAUUAAACACUUUCUGCAUUUGUUAGCUCUGUCUAUGAUGCGAGUAACUCUCCUUCCAUUUGAGGAAUAGUUCAGGGAGGUGGGAGCGUGGUCUCCCAUUUUUCUGGUGACUUCUUAAGAGUACAGAAUUUACCAUUUUUUCCUUCCGUCCUCAAAGGGUUAUGGUGGAGUAGGACUUACUUAACGCAAAAUAGUCUUCUAUUUUUAAUAGGAACCUAGAAAAUACUUAACUUUGAAUUAUCUAGAGUUGUUUCCUUUAGAAACCAGAGCUAUUUAUUUGUAUUUAAAGCAACGUUUAUUAUUUGUAUGGAUUCUUAAUUCCUCUGUGUGAAUAAAUGCAAGACAGUGUC